Messenger RNA from Lactuca sativa (garden lettuce), 4695 nucleotides. Lineage: Eukaryota; Viridiplantae; Streptophyta; Magnoliopsida; Asterales; Asteraceae. The record is from RefSeq and is a predicted model, not a curated record.
AUGAGCACUGGCAGGCAAAUGGUGACUGCUCGAGACCUUAUCGAUGAGGCCAAGAAACGGAUUGUUUUCCUGUCCAUGUGCAUUAUUGGACUCUCGUAUCUCAUGUCUUGUUCUACAGCAUCUUAUGGAUGGGUUCAUAUCUUUAAUAUUAGACAUGAGGAUCUGAAUUGUUCUUUAUUUCGUUACAUAGUGAGGGAAAUGCUUGCUUGUGCAGUAAUACGACUAGUUAUAAAUUUAGCAAAUCCCAGGUUUAUUAGUGAAAGGAUUGAAAAUGUGGUUCAAAAUUCAGCAAGAAAGCCUGAAAAAGUAUCAGCCUACAGCAAGUGCUUUAACAGUCCUGUUGCUUGGAGUGGAAAGCUGAAUGCCAUAGCAUGUGCAUCUAAGAGCUGUGCACGUAUACCAAGGGAGCAACUAGUUUUGUUAAAGAUGCUAGUUGUUGGCAACGUGAACAUGAGUGGAGACAGGAUAUUGCAAUCAUAUCAAAGUGGCUAUCUGGGGUGUCUGAUGUAUGAUGCUUAUACCCUCUGGUCUUUUGCCUUCUGUUCAUACAUGGAGAUGAAUGCAACAGAGGCUAAGGAGAGAAGAAAAAACAGAAAGUUAUAUUUGGAUACCAGGAAAUCCAAAAAACAAUAUACCAUAUCAUCUUCUCUUCAUACACCAACUGCACAUGUUAUUCAUCGUACUCAAUCCGGUUCAAAUAGCAUUACAGAAUCUACAAUAGCUAAAGAGAGGAGAAAAAUCAGAAAACUAUAUUUGGAUAAUAGAAAAUCCAAAAUAUUACAUACCAUAUCAACCCAUCAAAAUUCAUCUAUUACACAUGCUUCUUACAUGUCGAAUAAUGGUGUCUACACUCAUGGCCGUAGAUUAAUAUCUACAGAUAACUAUACAAAUGUUUCCUUAGACAAGGAAAAUAUAAACUCGGUCAAAUCAAGUGUAUAUCAACAUACAAUUAUUAAUCCACCUUCAACAAAUAUAAAUGUUACAACGCCCUUUUCAACAAUUUCAAAUGCCAAUUAUAUUCUCAAUAAUAACGUUCGAACACCAUUAUCUACUAAUAUAAAUGUUAGAACUCCAUUUUCUAACAUUUCAAAUGGCGGCUAUAUAUUCAAUAAUAACCUUCAAACACCACUAUCUAUUAACAAAGAAAAUUUGGUGUUUGGUAAUGCCUCGACAUCUGACAAUCGUUCAACAAUAAUCCAUAAUUCUUCGUCAAUGAAGUUACCAAGAGGAAAACAUCAACUAAAAAGGAAGACUCCAUCUAUAUCCGCUAUACCUAUGUUUGACUUGACAUUAGAUGAAGAAAAUAUUGAUGAUCAUAUUAUUGAAGAUAUUUUUCGCGGGAUAUCCAAAGAUUACUUGGAUCAUGGAGACCAGAUCGUUAUAUGUCAGAUUUGUCAUGCAAAAUCAUGGAAAGCUGAAUCAAUUAGAGGGCAGAAAAAAGUCAAUACAUCUUAUUCCCUAUGUUGCGGUUACGGCAAAGUUGAGCUACCAUCCUUAAAAGAGGCACCGACAUCAUAUCGAAAUUUGUAUAGAUCGGUAGAUUCAAAAAGCAAACACUUCAUGAAGAACAUUCAACGUUAUAAUUCAAUGUUUUCAUUUACAUCGAUGGGAGGCAAAGUUGAUUCAUCCAUCAACAGAGGCAAUGCACCAUACAUAUUCAGACUUAGUGGUCAAAAUUAUCAUAGUAUGGGAAGUCUUUUACCUACUCCUGGUUCAAGUCCGAAAUUCUGUCAUGGACCAACGACCACUUCUACAUCAACUUCAAGAUCAUAUGAUCUCCAGAUUAUAGAAUUUCUGAAGGAUAUGUUAGAUUCAAACAAUGCCUUGGUAAAGUCUUAUAGGAUGGUAAGAGACACUCUUCAUGAAAAUCCUUGUGCUAAUUUGAAGUUAAGAUUAAUUGGAAAAAGAAAACAAGAUGGAAGGACGUAUAACUUGCCAAGUUCUUCUGAGGUUGCCGCUUUAGUUGUCGGCGACAUUUGUGAUUCAAUUGAAAAAAGAGAUAUUGUUGUUCAAACUUCAUCAGGAUUAUUACAACGUAUCAGUGAAUUGCAUCCUUCUUACCUUCCUCUUCAGUAUCCAUUACUAUUUCCAUAUGGCAAUGAUGGUUACAGAGUUGACAUUCUUCAUAGAGAUAUUUCAUCUUCAAGUAAUAGCAAGCGCCCGACCUGUACAAUGAGAGAAUUUUUCGCUUAUAGAAUUCAAGACAGGGAUCAAUCUUUCUCACUAAUUCUUAAUGCAAAAAGGUUGUUCCAGCAAUUUUUGGUUGAUGGUUAUACCAUGAUUGAAAGUGAGAGACUAUUUUUCAUACGUAACCAACAAAAAGUUCUUAGAUGUGAAUCGUAUGAGAAUUUGCAUAAUCAACAAGCACUUGGGAGUACAGAUAUUUCUAACAUCGGCCAACGUGUGAUCUUAUCUUCUUCAUUUACCGGUGGUGCAUGCUAUAUGAUGCAAAACUAUUUGGAUGCCAUGUCGCUCUGUAAAUGGUUUGGAUAUCCUGAUUUUUUCAUAACAUUUACGUGUAAUCCAGAAUGCCCAGAAGUUCAAAGGUUUCUUAAGGACACUUCAAUUCAUCCAAAAGAUAGACCGGAUAUAUUAUGUAGGUUGUUUAAGAUCAAGUUGGAUGCAUUUAUUAAAGAUUUAAAGGAAAAUGAAGUUUUCGGCAAGGUUCAAGCAGUGGUUUAUACAAUUGAAUUUCAAAAAAGUGGUUUGCCUCAUAGUCAUAUAUGUCUAUUUAUGCAUACUAGCUGCAAGCUUCCUACAGUUGAAUAUAUUGAUCCCAUUAUUUCUGCUGAGAUUCCAAAUAUCGAUGAUGAUCCAGAACUGAGAAGAAAUGAUGGACAUUUUGUUGAAAAAUCUGGUGUUCAGUUAGAUAACAGAAAUGUUGUUUCAUACAACAAAUAUUUGCUGAAAAGAUAUCAGGCACACAUUAAUGUUGAAUGGUGCAAUCAAGGAUCUUCCAUAAAGUAUUUGUUUAAAUAUAUAAACAAGGGUCCUGAUAGAGCUAUCGUUUCUAUGGAGCGGACCAAUAAUGAUUCCGAUAACAACGAUGCAGUGGAUGAAAUUAAAGAAUACUAUGAUUGUAGAUAUAUUUCUGCAUACGAUGACAUUGAAGAUGUUCUUGAUCGCCCUUCAGUUGCUUCUUCGAUGUUCACAUCUUGGAUGGAGUGUAAUGCAAUCAAUAAAGAAGCACGAAAACUUACAUAUGUUGAAUUUCCUACAAAAUUUGUUUGGAAACGUAAUGAUCUGAUUUGGAAGCCAAGGGAACUUGGAUAUGCGAUUGGUAGAAUUCACUCGGUUUCUCCUAAACUUGGAGAAGCAUAUUUCUUAAGAAUUCUUUUAAAUAAAGUGAAAGGUCCUAAAUCCUUCGAAGAAAUUCGCACAGUCAAUGGUGAACUAUGUUCUUCUUUUAAAGAUGCGUGCUAUAAUCUUGGCCUUUUAGAUGAUGACAAAGAAUUUAUCGAUGCAAUUAAGAAAGCAAGUCUUUCUGGAUCUGGUUUUUAUCUACGGUUCUUAUUUGCUACGAUGCUAUUGUCUAACAGUUUGUGUGAUCCAGAGAUUGUUUGGCAAAACACCUUGGAAUACAUGUCAGAUGGAAUUCCUUACAAUCAACAACAGAGAUUAAAGUCUCCAGGUUUAUCACUAAACGAAGAUCAACUUAAAAACUUGACUUUGUUUGAGAUAGAACAAAUUUUACUCCGUAACAAUUCCAGCCUUAAACAUUAUGGAAAGAUGCCUUACACAAAUGUUGAUUCUGUUUCGUCUUCAAACAAUCGUCUUAUUACCGAGGAGCUAGAUUAUGACAUACCAAAUUUAAAGAACGAGUUUGAUCAGUUGUUUGUUGCAUUAACAAAUAAGCAACGCGACAUUUUUCUUGAUAUCAUGGAUGCAGUUAAACAUAAUAAGGGAGGUGUAUUCUUUGUUUAUGGUUAUGGUGGAACAGACAAGACAUUUCUUUGGAAGACAAUUUCUGCAGCAAUUAGAGCUCAAGGAGAAGGUAAUCUUGGUGGUCAAAAUGACGGUGAGGCGAUUAUUGAUAUCCCACGAGAUAUUCUUAUUACUAAUCCACAUGAUCCUAUAGGUUCAUUAAUAAGUUUUGUUUAUCCUUCUAUAUUGGAAAACUUCAACAUUGCUGAUUAUUUUCAAGAAAGAGCAAUGCUAGCUCCCAAGAAUGAAGUUAUCCUAAACGAUCGUUUGUUGUCAUUGUUUCCAGGAGAAGAAAAAGAAUAUUUAAGUUCAAAUAGCCUAUGCCAAUCCGAGUUUGUUCAUGAUGAGUUUGAUGCAAAUUUAUACUCACCUGAUGUUUUGAAUGGUCUUAAAGUUUCAGGUCUUCCAAACCAUAAGCUCAUUUUAAAAGUCGGUGUCCCAGUUAUGUUAUUAAGAAACAUUGAUCAGAAAAAUAGCUUAUGUAAUGGGACUAGACUACAAGUUAAAUCUUUGGGCAAACGUGUUAUUGAGGCAGUUAUUUUAUCCGGAAGUAAUCAGACUUUUAUUCCAAGAAUGUCUUUAACUCCUUUUGAAGACAAGAUCUCGUUCAAAUUCCAAAGAAGACAAUUUCCAUUGGCUGUGUGUUUUACAAUGACAAUUAAUAAGAGCCAAGGACAGUCUUUAUCGAAGGUUGGUUUGUUCCUUAAAGAGCCUGUUUUCACACAUAGCCAAUUGUAUGUUGCUUUAUCAAGAGUUCAAAGUAGAAAAUGA